This is a messenger RNA of Scylla paramamosain (green mud crab), 1922 nucleotides long. Its product is annotated as histone-lysine N-methyltransferase 2D-like. Gene Ontology annotation, cellular component: NSL complex. The transcript is spliced from 3 exons. Gene Ontology annotation, molecular function: histone acetyltransferase binding. Lineage: Eukaryota; Metazoa; Arthropoda; Malacostraca; Decapoda; Portunidae. Bases 585 to 1922 code for a protein of 445 amino acids. The record is from RefSeq and is a predicted model, not a curated record.
GUUGGUGGAAGUGUAGGGAGUGUAAUAAGAUGGGAGGUGGAGCGGGCGAGGCGGGGUGACCAUGGCGGCUGUGUCACGUGGUCCGGUCUGGCUCAGUGUGGCACAGAACGCCGUCACGCCAACACCUCCCAGCUAGGCCCUCCUCCCACACUCCCCCGUGAAUGACUUCCUAAAUCCCAUGACCCACGGCAUGCCAGGAGCCUAUUCCGGGCUGCUCGUGUUCCCCAGGACGCCCCUUGAUGUGAAUUAGAUGAAGGAGGAGAAAAAAUUAUGGGUGUUAUGAUGUGUUAAUUUUUGUCCUGGUGACCGGUGUGUGUGUGCUCCGUGCUAACCCAAUGGUUGUGCUGGUGUGGCUAUGAUGUGGUUGACGGUGAAGUGCCAGAGUCUGGGGCGUGGUGAGCCGCCCCCGCGUGGCGUCCGUGUGUUGCAGUGUGCGAGCAGUGUAGUGCCGUGUUCCGUCACCUUGUCCUACGUGCCCGUCAUGUGGCGGGCGGCGUGACUCGUGGGCGGCAGGUGUUGUGGGCGGUACCAUGGGCGGCAGUUAGCAGCGCGGCGCGGGUGUGUCGCGGGAGUGGGCGGCCGUAAUGGCCCCCGCCCUCACUGAGGCGUCCGACCCGCAGACGUUCCACGUGGCUGCCCACCACCACCACCAUCACUCCUCUUCGGGGCGCCCCGGCCAGAGCCCCUCGGGCCGCAGCAGCUCCCCGCCCGCCACGCACCUCCCCCUCCAGUAUGGCGGGCUGAAGGAGCCCCACGACUGCACCGACGCCCACUUGGCCGCCGCCCUCGCCAACUGUUCGCGUCGAGCCUCCCGCCCCCCGGGCGCGGGUGGGUUGGCGUGCGGGCGGGAGGGCUGCGACCCUCCCCCACGCCCUCACGCCACCCACACUACCAUGGACCCCCCGUCGGGCCCUCCUCCCCAGUGUGAAGCAGAAAGUAGCACCACCACCACUACCACCACUCAGCAGGAGAAUAGCGAGGUGGCCACCAUGGGCCAGGACACGACGCCUGACGCCAUGGCGCCCCACAAGUCCCCUCGGCCGCCAUCCCACGACGGGGAUCUCCUCGCACUCAUCGGCCGAGACUUCCCCAACAUGAACGAAAUCAUUGACACCCUAACCCGUCUGGCGGACAACCCCGAGGUGCUGGCGGCGGUGGACACCGCGGCUGACCAGCAGCAGCAGCAACAACAACAGCAACAACAGCAACAGCAUCAGCAGCAGCAACAACAACAACAGCAAGAGCCACAGCAGGAUGAGGUGCCCAAAGAGGAGCGUGCCAGGCUCCUCGUCGAGGAAUUAGGGCGUCGCCAAUGGCUUUUAGAGCGGCGCCAGGCUCGCCUGCAGCGCCGCCUCCGCCGAGUCACUUCCCGAGGCUUGAGCGCCACGGUGUCUGGCCAGCUGCGGGACCUGCUGGACCACGGGCAUGCGGUGCUGGCCCAGCAGCGGGAGCAGCAGGCGCCCCAAGAUGAUGGGACCGCGCCUCCCACGCCUCCCGAGGUGAACCUAGAGACAUUACGGGCGGAUGCCAUGCGAAGCAUGUCCACCACGGCCUUGGUAAACCUGGUGCGGCGAGUGGAGGCGUCCCAGGGGCUAGCCAGGCUUGCCUCAGCCUCACACCGUGGCCCAGCCCGCACCCAGCAGACCCCCGCCCCCUCCCCUGCCCUACCGGAACACACCCGGGUGGAGGUGGGCGCCGUGGUGGGUGAGAUGCAGGCCGCCGCACACGCCCACACCCACCAUGACUCCGACGCCACAGAAACUUCCUCGGGAGGGGAGUCUUGUGACGAGCUGGAGGGCUUCCCAGACACCAACACCAACUACAUCCCAGUGCAGGAGCGGGGCGUUCGCGAGGUAUUGCCGGGCGCGGGCGUGGGUGGCCUCCCGCUGGACGUGGCUGCAGGCCCAGAUUGCAGACCUUGA